UCGAAUGGUUGCCAGGCGAUCCGCCAUAUUGGAAAUAAACUUUCUUGAAUUUUUUGUUUUGAUUGAACUUUCACGUUUUUAGUCAAAUUUGACAGUAAAUCAUGGGACAAGACUACUACAACAUACUUGAUCUUAAAAGGAGUGCUAAAGAUGCUGAUAUAAAAAAGGCGUUUCGAAAACUUUCCCUCAAGCACCAUCCCGAAAAGAAUCCAAGUGAUCAGAUAGCACAUGAAAAAUUUAGGCAGGUUGCAGAAGCUUACGAUGUUCUUUCAGAUCCUCGAAAGCGUGCUACAUACGAUCAGUUUGGUGAAGAGGGGUUGAAAAAUGGUGUGCCAGAGGGCAGUGGAGAAUCAGGAGCCUGGACUGGUGGCUACACAUUCCACGGAAAUGCUGACAAAGUCUUCAGAGAUUUCUUUGGAGGAGACAAUCCAUUCCAAGAAUUCUUUGACAAUGUGGAUGGUGACCUGAGUAUGGGAUUCGGUGGUUUACAUGGGAGAGGACGCAAGAAGCAAGAUCCUGCUAUAGAAAGAGACCUUUACCUUUCACUAGAAGAAAUAUUCCAUGGCUGUGUGAAAAAGAUGAAAAUUUCACGUAGGGUUAUGAAUGAAGAUGGCCACACAUCCAGUAUCAGAGACAAGAUUCUAACAAUAACAGUGAAGAGAGGCUGGAAGCCAGGCACCAAGAUCACAUUCCCACAAGAAGGAGAUCAGGGACCAAACAAUGUACCAGCUGAUAUUGUCUUCAUUGUAAAAGAUAAACCACACAAUAGAUUUCGUAGGGAGGGGGUGGACCUGGUCUACACAGCCAAUAUUCCACUAGGGAAGGCACUCACUAAUACAGUCAUUGAAGUGAACACAUUAGAUGAUAGAGUCCUGCAUGUCCCUAUAAAUGAUAUUGUAAAUCCCAAGUACACAAAAUCUGUUCCCAAAGAGGGUAUGCCAUAUUCAAAUGAUCCUGAGACGAAAGGAGAUCUGAUCAUUACAUUUGACAUUGAAUUCCCUACACAACUUUCUCCUGAUCAAAAGGAACUGAUUCGCAAAGCCAUUCAUUAAUUAGAUUCAUUGCAUAUGGACACUACUCUAACGUGGCCUCGAGUGAACACCUGGAAAUGUGAACUCAUUUGAGAAUGAGUAUCAGGACAACUUACUCAAAGGGAAUUAAAAUCAUUUACAAAGCUACAAUAUACUAGCACUACCUCAAAAUGAAAAAAAAAUCAUAAAAGUAGAAUUAAAAAGGUCAUUGUCGAAUUCCCACAGAAGAAUAAAAAAGUGGGUUUCUGAAAUAAUAAGAUAAGCUCAAAUAGAUGUCACUGGGAAUGUGCCUGAUUUCCUCAAAUUUUUCACAUAUUUCUGCGGCUACAUGUCAAGUAUUCCAGAUAGAAAACGUUGUAUAUAGCAUGUUAUGUAUAUAUAUGAAAAAAUAAUAAAAUUGUACAUAUUAUAAAUAAAAAUAAA
Messenger RNA from Owenia fusiformis, 1454 nucleotides. Lineage: Eukaryota; Metazoa; Annelida; Polychaeta; Sabellida; Oweniidae. The record is from the annotation of a GenBank genome assembly.